Messenger RNA from Rhizophagus irregularis DAOM 181602=DAOM 197198, 786 nucleotides. NCBI's taxonomy places the organism in Eukaryota, Fungi, Glomeromycota, Glomeromycetes, Glomerales, Glomeraceae. The record is from RefSeq and is a predicted model, not a curated record.
UUAAUUUCACUUAUAAAAAGGGACGAUUUACAAAUGAGAGAAAUAGAAGUAUGGGAACAUGUAUUAAAAUGGGGUCUUGCGCAAAAUCCAACUCUUGUUCCAGACCCUGACACUUGGACGGAUGAUGAUUUCAUCUUGAUGAAAAAUACUUUACAACAAUGUUUAUCUUUCAUCAGACUUUUUUCUUUGUCAUCCAAAGAAUUAGUACAAAAAGUUCGUCCAUAUAAGAAACUUCUAAAUCACCAACUUUAUGAGGACUUAGUAAAUUCCUAUAUGGAUCCUGAUAUCAAACCAGCUGAAAACAUUUUACUUCCAAGAAACAUAGUGACAGACGAAAUUAUUGAUUCAAAAAUUGUUAAUUUAAAUAUUGCUUCAAUUAUUUUAAGGUGGAUUGAUAAAGUGGAUCUUAAUUAUAAAUUUUCUCAUUUAAGAGGAGUAUAUUUACCAUUACCAUACGAAUUUAAAUUAUUGUUAAGAGGAAGCCGAGAUGGAUUUACUCCAAAAAGAUUUCAUGAACUAUGUGAUGGAAAAUCUGAUACUAUCACAUUUAUUAAAGUGAAAGAUUCAGAAGAAAUUAUUGGUGGUUAUAACCCUUUAAAAUGGGAAUCUUCUGAUAAUAUGGGCGUAACUAUUGGCAGUUUUAUUUUUUCUUUUAAAAAUAAAAAUAAUUGUAAAGAUGCAAUUAUUAGUAAUAUAGAAAAUACAACGAUUUCAUUCUAUUUUAACCCUUUACGUGGUCCAUCUUUUGGUGAUUAUGAUAAAUUUAUUGUGACAGGUUUACUCUGA